Messenger RNA from Torulaspora delbrueckii, 864 nucleotides. RefSeq names its product proteasome core particle subunit beta 5 (gene PRE2). Lineage: Eukaryota; Fungi; Ascomycota; Saccharomycetes; Saccharomycetales; Saccharomycetaceae. Gene Ontology annotation, molecular function: threonine-type endopeptidase activity. The transcript has a single exon. Gene Ontology annotation, cellular component: proteasome core complex. Bases 1 to 864 code for a protein of 287 amino acids. The record is from RefSeq and is a predicted model, not a curated record.
AUGAACCUAAUUGCUGAUAGAUUCAGCUCGACCAAUGCACUGGUUAGAGAAUUACAAUAUGAUAAGGAAGAAAAUUUAGAAAACGAUUUUAUAACGGGUUCAUCACAGUUCCGUAAACUAGCUCCAUCAAUUGCGCUACCACCUAUCUCUACUCCCCAAGAAUUUUUAAGAGCACAUACUGAUGAUUCCAAGAAUCCAGAUUGUAAGAUUAAGAUUGCUCAUGGUACUACAACGUUGGCUUUUAGAUUUCAAGGUGGGAUUGUAGUCGCUGUGGACUCAAGAGCUACCGCUGGAUCCUGGAUCGCUUCACAAACCGUUAAAAAAGUCAUUGAGAUCAAUCCAUUUUUGCUGGGUACAAUGGCUGGUGGUGCUGCAGACUGUCAAUAUUGGGAAACAUGGCUAGGUGCACAGUGUAGGCUGCACGAAUUAAAAGAGAAGGAACGUAUCUCGGUUGCAGCAGCUUCAAAGAUUCUAAGUAACCUAGUGUACCAAUACAAGGGUGCGGGACUUUCGAUGGGUACAAUGAUCUGUGGUUAUACCAAGAAAGAAGGUCCAACAGUGUAUUAUGUCGAUUCUGAUGGUACAAGGCUGAAAGGUGAUCUUUUCUGUGUAGGUUCAGGUCAAACGUUUGCGUACGGUGUGUUAGAUGCCAACUAUAAAUGGGAGCUAGGUGUAGAAGAAGCACUGGAACUGGGGAAGAGAUCUAUUUUGGCGGCGACUCAUAGAGAUGCUUACUCUGGUGGUUCGGUUAACCUGUAUCACGUGACCGAGGACGGUUGGGUAUACCAUGGUAAUCACGAUAUCAAUGAACUGUUCUGGGAAACUAAGGAGAAGGAAGGUUCAUUUAACAAUGUGGUCGGUUAA